AUGGACACUCUACGGAGCAUCCGCGCCCUCGCUAGCCUACUCAGUGGACCGGCCCACGCUUUACUGCGGAAUCAGGGCCUGUACGGAGUACGAGUAGAGCCUUGGCCAGCAGAAGCCGCACUAUCUUACGACAGGUCCCAGGACCAGGCCCAAAACGCUUUAUCUGCGUGUCAGACGACGUCGCGUGUUGACGUGCGCAUCUGCGGCCACCGAAGGCUGUGCUAG
Grosmannia clavigera kw1407 is the source of this 225-nucleotide messenger RNA. RefSeq lists its product as uncharacterized. The transcript has 2 exons. Lineage: Eukaryota; Fungi; Ascomycota; Sordariomycetes; Ophiostomatales; Ophiostomataceae. The record is from RefSeq and is a predicted model, not a curated record. The coding region runs from base 1 to 225 and encodes 74 amino acids.